Bombus terrestris (buff-tailed bumblebee) is the source of this 14437-nucleotide messenger RNA. Its product is annotated as F-box only protein 33. Gene Ontology annotation, cellular component: SCF ubiquitin ligase complex. Gene Ontology annotation, molecular function: protein binding. The transcript is spliced from 6 exons. Lineage: Eukaryota; Metazoa; Arthropoda; Insecta; Hymenoptera; Apidae. Bases 179 to 1696 code for a protein of 505 amino acids. The record is from RefSeq and is a predicted model, not a curated record. Gene Ontology annotation, biological process: positive regulation of protein ubiquitination; SCF-dependent proteasomal ubiquitin-dependent protein catabolic process.
UACGUACGCGAACGGCAGUUGGAGUGGUUGGAAGUUAACGAGUAGAGCGCAAUACACGUCAGGGCUCUUAUUUUGAUUCGUGGAGGGGGCUCACCUCGAAGAAACGGGUGGCUGAGUCCGAAGGAUUUGCCAGGAAAAUAAGUGAAGGAUUAUAGGUUUGAUAAUAAUAAGAUUAAAUAUGAUACAUGCUGAAAAUGGGGAUGUAUAUUUGGAACAGUUAAAAAAUCCAAUGGAGAGCGACGCGACAGAGGAGGCAGUGUCAAAAAAGUGCGAGGAGCAGCUGUCUUCGAUAAAUGCAAACAGCUGUUCGUCCUACAAAGAUGCAAAUCGUUCGAUAGAAAUGGCGCAAGAGGACAAUAAUCUGUGCUGGAAUAACCUUCCCAGCAUCAUUCUACAGGAAAUAUUCUCAUAUUUACCAUACAACUGCCGGUUACGAGCCUCCCAGGUGUGCAAAAAUUGGAGAUGUGCUCUAUUUCAUCCUCAUUUUUGGAAAAAGAUCACAUUUGUUCUGAAAGAUGAAGACAGUGUAUCAUGGACUAAAUGCCUGGCAAGCAAUUUCGAACUUAGUGUGCAAGAAGUUACAAUCAUCUGUGAUAUAUCAAAUUAUUGUGCGAAAGAAACGUUAGCCCUCUUGAAGAAGUUGAGAUAUAAUAGGCAACUUCGUAAAUUGUUUUUGGAACCUAUCAAUAGUGCAUUCGAAUGUGAAGAUGGUACAAAAUGUACUAAAGCAUUGAUUUCCUCUUUUAUAAGCAUUAUAAAGAAAUCCAAUCGUUUAGAAGCUCUAAGUCUGGGAUGCAUGGAAGAUUUAACAGGAAGUGCCAGACAAAUUGUGGUACAUCUGCGUAACUACCAGGCAAAGCACUUGACAACUCUUGCUUUGGCAUCUGUCAAGGAUGAUCCUGAUGAUUUUAACGUUUACAAUUCUGGUUAUGGAUAUCUGUUUGAUUCAUUUGCUAGAUUAUGUAUUUUAACAUUGGAUUAUGAGUUCCUAACCAAUGCUUUGCUAAAGGCAUUGGAUAGUGGUACGAUGGAAAGGCUUGUAAUUCAUGUGCAUGGUUGGCAUUAUCAGUUUUCGGGAACAACUGAUAGUGGUUGGCAAAGUUUUGUUCAAAAGAAUCCGAGAUGCGAACUGCGACUAAAUCUUCUACAUUCUUAUGUUGGUAUUGAAAAAUUAGAUACAAAUAUACUUCGUCCUUCCAUGCCACUUACACAUUUAAAAGUACUAUUUUGUGAAAAUGUUAAUAUUAGAGCAUUGCAUCGAUUAUCCAGGUGGUAUUCACUUACUUUAAAAUCUUUAAUAUGGAUUGAUUCAGUACAACCUUUAGCAAAAAACUUACCAGCAACAUAUGACCCAAAUGAUCCUCAUAGCCCUGAUCCACUAGUAUUAGUUGCAUGGAAGUGUACCAAACUUAUGGAGAUUGUAUUCAUAGGCCACAGAUAUCACCAAGAAAAUUUGUUGGCUAUUGCACGCCUGCGCGGAGAUUCGCUUAAGUCGUUAGUAUUUGCACAGAGAUUCAUUGCAACUGAUGUUGAAUCUUGGCAUAAGGCUGAAACUAUUACACAUGAAAUACAAGAAAUAAUGGGGAGCCAGUGGAAACCAUUGAGCGAUGAAGAUUUACCUGCAGUUGUUAAAAAUCCUUUCGAAGGUGAUAGCAGGGAAGUUAUCAUGCCUUUGGUCCUCCAAGACCAAAAGUAAAUUUUUAUUUGCACCAAGGAAAUAUUACUCCCCGAUACCAUACAUUACUAAUCGACAUCAUCAACAAUUUCUGGGCGGACUACACUCUCAGAAGUAAAGUUAUAAAGUUAUAUCCUUUAUUUUUCUAUAAGAAUUGUUUUUACGAGAACUAUGGAUGUAACAUCAAACGGUGGACAUGUGUAAAUUCGUAGUUUAAAAUCAGUAGUCGAUGGAUAUGUUGCCUAUCAGGUAAGGAUCACACAGUUCCAGUGUGUAAACAGCGAGGGUAAAAACGCACACAAGUUCUCCUUUAUAAUGAUUUUAUUAGUUCUUAUGAGGAUAUGAUAAGCUAUAGUUAAAAUAUGUCUUUCUUGAGUCCGCGAUGAGGUACCUAAAUUAAGUACGUAUCACCCCCUAUUUUUGUUUAUCGAAACGAAUAUCAAAGUAUUUCGUUGGUUAUUCCUACGAAAAAUCAUUUGUGGUGCAAUCACGUUUUAUUGCUAACAGUGGUGAUCCCAAAACGAUCAAAAUAAGAGAGAUAAUAACAAUUAGUGAUCGUUCCUCUCAUCGAUGAAUAUUAGUGAGAAACAAAGCAUAUGUAAUAUACGAGUGUAAUAAUAUCCUUGAUAGAUAUUAAGAAUGAAAGCAUUACAAGACGAUCAAGGUCUCACCUAAACGGACCUUCGAUGUGACGUAUACCUGUUAAUAUCACGGGAAAAUAAUUUCGAAUGUGUGUGAAGGGGAAUACUACCAAUUAAAAUCAACGCGAAACAAGAAGAACAAGACUAGAUGAGAGAAAGAACCGAUCUCACGAUGUUCCACUGGAAAGCGUAACGAAAUUCCAAAUGUAUGUAAGUAGAAAUAUGUUAACAAAUAUUUUUCCAAUUCUAUGGGAAAUUUAGAUCGAAGCGAGCGCCAAGAGCAUGCAGUGUAAGAAAAAGUAACUAAACGAAAAAAAAAUAAAAUAUGUUGGACUUCGUAAAAAGAGAGUUUGCGAUUGAGUUGCGAUAAAACAAAAGAUGCACUCAGAAGUAUAAGAAGUCGAACAGCGAUCCGAGGUUAUUUUUAAUACCAAAACCAAUCGGACGCUCUUGUACAAAUAUUAAAUGAAUGUGUGCCGAGAAGAGUGCGGUUGAUUUGGUGGUACAGACAGUUAGACACGCAACAAACACACAACUUAUGCGUGUCGCUUUAGUAAAAAAAAAAGGAAAGAAAGAGAAUAUCGAUGAUAUUAAUGAAGAACUGUGCGACCUCCAAGUACCGUCUUUUCACCGUGCUCUUAGCGACCGCUGAAAACGAACACAAUUAUAGGUUUAUCUAUAAAAAAACAAAUCAGAGGAAUUAGCUGCUAAUUGUGUAUGUGUAUAUGUAUGUAUAUCUGUAUUAUCUAUCGAACUUUAAACGUUAAUAUUCAGAUGCCACAUGCAUCUAUUUCUGUCGUGCGAUUAAUAAUGACGAUUUUGAAGAUUUAAAAGAAACAUGAAAAUGAAAGAAAACGAUUCACAAACACAAAGAACAAUACCAAAACAGCACUCUUAUACAGUUUAUUAUUCUGAAAGAUUAUUUACUUUUUUUCGAGUCCUUGUAUAAUUAUUAUAUCGUCGUGUACUUGUAGUCACGUGUACUAUUGCUUUUUAUAUGUGGUUCUGUACAUAUACAUCCAUGCGUUUAAAAUAUUGGACACGCGCAGAAAUCGCGGAGUUGCGCCCGAAUUUAAUGCAAGGAAAAAAAAGGAAAGAAAGAAAGAAGAGUGAGAUAAAGGGAAAAGCAAUAUAUAGCGGAUUAUCUGAGAGAAAGAGAAAAGGACAAAAAUGAAUCGAUUAAGAGCUAGGCACAAAUAAUGAGAAAACUAUUUCUUUAAACAAUUUAAAACUGUUAUACAAAAUGAACGGGCCUUAACCCUCGAACUCGCGAACGGCGGUAGCUAGAUAAAUUCUGAUCCAUGCAAUUCAGUUUCAUUAUUAUUAUUAUUAUUGUUAUUGUUAUUAUUAUUAUAAUUGUUAUUGUUAUUAUUAUUAUUAUUAUUAUUAUUUUCUAUACAAAAAAAACAGCUAGAUCUUACCAUUUGUGUUUCCAAAUUAAAAGAAAGCUCAAGAAAUGGUUGACUAUAAUAAUAAAAAUAAUAAUUAUGAUAUAAUUAUAAUAAAUUAUAACUAAAGAAUAUAGAUUAUGAAAGUAUCUUAUAGCACGUCAUCUCACUACGAAGCAAAUGGUGUUAACAUUAAGUUAACGAGUGUUUGUUUGCUCUUUUCACCAUUUUGUUUUGUCAUUAAAAAAGUAAAUAUUUGAUGCUCGAGUCAGAAAUGAUCCAGCAACCGCCAAACGAGGGUUAACAUGUAUCGCAUGUACCUGAGUCGCGGUAAGGAUAAAUCUGCCGAAAAAAAUUUGACACGCGACAGCCACCACUGAAGAAUAUUAAUUAUAGUCACCUUAAUGGACAUUUUUGGGCGAUUUGCUGGAACACCUGCUUGUUUCUCGCCAAAAAAUGACUGACAAGUUAAGGUAUAACUCAUGCCCUUUCAUUUCGUAUUCCGUGUGCGUAUAUUUUUUGAAGUCAGCAAAUUUUUACAAAACGGUGAAUCGACGGUUAUUCAUUAUCUAUAUAUAGAAAAAACAUUCUCGCGAACUCAUUAUUGUUCGCCGACCAUUGACGUUGUGCGGACGGGCCAGAUGUUAUUUACGAAGUCUUUUUUCUCUUUUCUUUUUUUUAUUCCUCGUAUAUAUUUUUGUCGUUUUUAUUACUAUUACUAUUAUUAUUAUUAAUAUUAUUUUCUUUUUGUUUUUUAAUCAAACGAAGUCCCGCAUAAACAGUAUACUCGCGGGCGCGGUGCCCGACGUGUGAGUCGAGAGAGAGAGAGCGAGCGAGAGAGAGAGAGAGAAAGAGAACAGUGUGAAAGAACAUAUGACGUUGCGAAAAUAAUGAUAACGUAUGAAAGCGAACGAAAUUUAAAUGAGAAAAGAUGAGAUAUGCGUUCGGAUGUAAGAACGAAAGUUAUCCAAAUGAGUAAAAAUAGCAAGCAAACAAACAAAUGUCAGGUGAUACGUAGUACCAUCUCUGCGAAUCCUGUGUACAAAGUCAUAUAGAAGAAGAAGACAAUUCGGUAUUCGUGCGGUCGCUUAACCAAAUGGACACAACCCAACUAUACGCAUAUAUAUCGAUAUAAACGCGAAUGACAAACCAAGCAUAAGACUGAACCUACUGGGAAAGGUAUAACCACAGUUAGGCGGGCCGCACGUCUAGCCAACGUCCGACCUCAUAUUCAUAAAACAAGGACGAUCCCGACUAAACGGAAAGCAUCGUUCGCGAAUCGCGUCGGAACGAAUUUGUUCACAUCGAUUUUACCUAUUGUCGAUAACGCUUGUCUCGAUGAUUGUUGCUCGUCUUUCCUUUCUUAGGUCUCUUAGCUUUCCGUCUUAGCUCGUGGCCCUCGUCGAUUCGCCCCCUGAUUGACCCACGCGGACAUCAAUUUAUGAAUAUGCGAGUCGUUAAAAAAAAUAAUUAAAAAGUAAAAAAAGAAACAAAGGGAUGGUGCAUCAGCUAGUGUUUAGAUCGGAUAAGCGCCUCAUUGAAGAGAAAAAGAGAGGAAGAAAUAACGAAAGCUCACUCGAGGAUGGUUCUCGUAGCCGAUAAAUACUAACCUAUAAGACAGCCUGCCAAGAAUCAAAAUACUGUAAAAUAUCAAACGAACGCUAGCCAGUACAGAAUGCUAAGAUCUAUUUUUUAAGAAGCGAAUGUAUAUUUUUGUACUAAGGCAGGCCUUAGUGUGAAUUGUGUAUUCUUGCGCGUUAUGGCAAGGCGAGAGCUGUGAUCAUAAUAUCAUUUCGGCAUAGCGAGAGAACAUACAAAGACAAAAAAAUUGAAGGGGAAAAUAAAAGAGGAAUACGAGAAGAAAAUAACAGAAGUAACGCGGUGAUUACGCGUUCACGGAAAAGCAUAAAGAGAGAGAUAAUGAGGCGAAUGUUCUCCUGCUAGCAUUAUUACCGAGUGGGCUAUAGAUACAAAAGGGGUGGCGAUAAAUCGAGAACAAAACAUCUGUGAUAAAACAUAAAAUCUUAGAAAGGGUGCUCGAGAGAAAGAGAGAGAGAGAGAGAGAGAGAGAGAAAAGGUGGAGAAAGAGAGGAAGUAAGAAAAAACAAGCGCGCGUUAAAUGAUAUAAGAAAACCUAAAGUAGGAAAAAACGUUCAAACAAAAUGCAACACAAUAGGCGGGAAUAAUAUAGGUAAAAGACGGAACCCUACGUGUAUUAGGGAAAUGAUACGCAAGACAUACAAUUCCUACAAAAGAAAAACAAAAUGUGUAUAGAAGUGCUUUUAGAUCUAUUGUGCGAAAAUAAUAAUAUUCGUCGUGCGUAUGACUAAUCGACAGAUGGAGACUGUCUUUCGAUGAGAUAGCCCGGUCUAACUAUUGUAGUGGUUACCGUCUUGUCGUAUCCUUGUUUAAGGAGCGAACGCAUUCGAUCGUCAUGUGGGUUUCGAUGAACGCUCGCGCUAUUAUCUCAACGAGAAACAUUCGACCGAUGGGGAAAACUAAUGAAGGGUUCUUGAUGUUUGCGAUUCUUCGAGUAAUAAGGAAAGCCAUACCAUACUCAACUAUAUAGAACGUUACUUAAGCGAACCAGACAUUCCACGCUACUGUCGGUUAUAUAGUAUCGCAACGCUGUAGUAUAUAUACAUAUAUAUACAUAUGUAUAGUUAAUUUAGUACUAUGAUUAAUUUCAAGCAAAGAAUAGUCGUUGUUGCGUUGAUUCUGUAAAAAGAUCUAACGAUCUGUCCGCAGUCGACGUACACAUAUAUACGUGUAUUUCCAUCAAUUGUAUUCGAAGCUUCGCAAAGAUCGUGGAACUAUACUAAGAACUAAAAAAACCCGCCUUCAUCAUGCCCACAUGAUAACUCGGCAUAAAGUCAGGACGUCGUACACCACGAGUAGUAUUAUAAGUUCCUAAAGAAAAGAAAAAAAAUAUUUUACACUGCUUAAGUACGAUAGAACGAAGCCGGCAUUACGAAUAACUCAUCUCACACGAACAAGGUGUUCAAGGCAUUCGGUUCAAUGUAUGUAGUUCGUUAGAUGAUUCGUUCUGUUUUAUGGGAUUGUAAAACGCUUUUCAAACACAGCACCAGUAAUGUUUUUCUUUUCUUGUCUUUUUUUACAUAUACAUAUAUAUAUAUAUAUAUACACCUAUCUCUCUAUCUAUCUAUAUAAUAUAUAUACAUACACAGAUAUCUACAUAAUAUAAUAUAUAUAUUAUAUAUAUAACAUAUAUAUAUAUAUAAUAUAAUAUAUAUAUAUAGUUACAUAUAGUUAUAUAGAUAUAUAGAUAUAUAGGUAUAUAUUAUAUGUAACUUACAAGUACGUGUAUAAUCCAUUCCAAUCGAACGAGGCGGGCGUUAUGGAACGUAACGGUAAAAAUGUAAAAAUUGGAAAGGAUGGUUCCGCAUUGGAUGAAAAAACUAAACAGGAUAAAACUUUCGCGAAAGGAAAUAUUAUAGUAUGUGUGUAAAUGGUAUCGUUCAAACGUCGUGUGUGUGUAUAUAUAUAUAUAUACACACACACACACAUAUAUAUAUAUAGAUAAACAAUGAACGACACAUAUAGACCGAUAAACUCGAUAGAUAACAUGAAAAACGCGGGUUAAUAAUUUUACGUAACGUUACUAUAUAUAUAUAUUCUCGGUUAUUUUAUUACCGCCGUCUAUUUCACUAUAAAAGUUGAAUCGUCUUGAGGUUUGUUCGAGAAUCCGCACUGUGCAACAACCGACAUAGACGACAAGGAGAGAGAAACGAUAUUCCGUAACUCCUCAUUCGAUACGUAACAAGUGCUUAGAAGGAUAUUUACCAAAACGCAGCGUUAGAUAUUUGUAUAUAAGUUAAUAAGGGCUGAGGUAACAAAACGCGAGCAAGCUAUUUUUUAUCGUUGGAUCGCGAGAUAAGGCGGAACGAACUCCGCCGAUAAAGUAUCUUCCAUGAGAAUAAAAGAAGAGAGAAACAUUUGCGAAGUAAAAAAAAUGAAGAAAUUAGAAAAAAAACAAACAUGAGCGGGCCCAAAGUAAACGUUGCCGUGUUAUAUUUGUUCGUGAAUUAAUUGAAGUCCUAGCUCUAUAGACGCAUGCAUAUGUACAAAAAAGAAAAGAAAAAAUUUGUACGAAAGAAGGAAAGAGGAAAAGAAAAACACAUACGAUGUGAUUAAGGAUUUUUAAUCACGGUCAUCGUGUUUGCUAAAUUGGAAUUUCGAAACUGAAUAAAGUUAAGCUCUGUCUGCACUGAGGCAAGAAAGAGGAAUUCUUUUGUCCUUUGUUACUGCAUGUUCGAAAAUAUUUUCAAUGAACAGCAACAUUACAAAAAUAUUUUGUUCACACUGAAGCAAUAUUCAACAACAAGCAGCGACUUUCUCAAGAGACAGCAAUGUAAAGUUCAUCGUUGUCGCUUCAGUGGAGACAGGGCUUUUAAUGACGCGUCUCACGCCGAACAACGAUCGCCCUGAUGCCAGAUCGUUUAAAUACAAUUUAGUUUCUACGUUUUACGAUGUGUCGGGUCAUUCUCCCCGUCGAUAAUAGUCGAGAAAGUACGAAACUCAAAAUCGUUGUUGCAUUUUUUCAGUUACAAUUAACAAUAUCCCAUGUGCUAAAAUACUUACAAGAAUGCACAUAAAAGAUCGUUCGCCGGUGGGAUAACGUUAUCUUGACGCGUUUGACACGUUAUUAACCGCGUAACGCUCGAAAAAUUUUUCAGCGGAGUAUAGAAUUAUCGCUUCGCGUCAUAUGAACAUAUUUCCCUGGCUCUCGAUGCCAUAGCGCCUCCGGAAUUCACCGCUCGCUGAUGUUUUAUUCCGAGAAGAAAAAGAAAUUCGAGAUCGUUUCGUAUUGAUGAUCCAAAUAUACUUUUCAACGUAAAACAGUGCUCAAUCGGUUUCGUUCUCAUCGAAGCGAGCUUGCAUCGGUGUCGCGUCAGCGUUCCAUAUUUAACGAGACAAAAUAAUGUAUAGUUUAGUAGUGCGUUGCGAGAUAGCGUUUAGUUUAAUCUCUCUGUUGAGAUAUAGAUCGAUUCUCUCGUGCAAUAUCGCGUCGAUAUAAAAAUUUGCAUUUUCAAUUAUAUUCAGGGAUUUGAUCUAUUUUUCGUCCGGUUAAUACUUAACCUAUUAAGGACCAAAGUUGGGUUAACGUAAUGUCUUAUAUUUGUAACUUCUAUUUAGGCAACUUACAUUAUUAAAUUUUAUCCAAUGCAUAUUGCAAUUAUAAAAAGAAGUUUCAUGAAUUUGCUCGAUAUUUUUUUCGUUGCCAUUUUUUCUUCCAUAUAUAUACGUAAAUCCUAUAAUUUUGUAAGAUUUAAAAAAAGUAAAGUAUUUUAUAUUACUAUAUGAUAAAUUAUUUUGUUCAAAUUGUAGAAAUUCCCUUAGUGGGGAGAAUAGUUUACCUUAUUUGUGCUUUACAAUAAUAUUGGUUUACACAAUUUCAACACAUUAUUUUUCUGCUUGGUUCUUAAUCGGUUAAUUUCACUACGUUCCGCGGGGGGCAUGUCCAUAGGAAUAUCGCUUCUAUUGCGUACUUCGGGUGUAAGUCUAUCUAAUUCUUCCUUAUAAGGACGCGUUUAACGGCGUAUAUUGUACGAUUCCAUUACGGUUAAUAGUUUAAUCGGUUUCGCCGCGGUUUUUUAACAGUGCAAUGUACGCGUGCUACACGUCCACCGCGUGCGAGUUAAAGUGUUAAAUCGGACAUUCUCUUCGCGUGAUUUCAGACAAAGGGAGAGAUAGACCGAAAAAACACGAUGGUUACCAUGUUGAAUGCCACGGAUAAAAUCGUGGCCUCUGUCACACUUUUUUAGUCGUCGUAGGCACAACGUGUUUCGAACCCAUUUAGUGCACUUGGAAGUUUCUCACGUAGAAUUCGAUACACUAUUGUAAAAGAAAAAAAACUACGUAUAACUUUGUAAAUGUUCUCUCCAAAUAUGUUCAACAAAAGAAGAAAGCAAAAUGAAGUUGAAUAUAUACAUAUACCUCGAGCGAAGAAUUCGUUCUCCGGUCGAGCAUUGAUUUUUUCGUAAUCUCGGUGUUUCAGAGGUUAAUGUUUAUACAUAUAAUAGUAACGACAUAUAUGUGUGUAGUUGAAUAACGUUUCGAUCGAGUUAAAUGCGUAAAAACAGUGACUCGAUGUUGUAUCGCGUUAGAAAGAUGAAUGCAACGGUGUUUGGACUUGCUGUUUUCGAGACUGAACGUGCGAUAUCUAAACGCGUCAAGCGAGCCCUGUCUAGUGCACCUGUUCCAUUAUUUUCUUCCGCGUUGUUGAUGGCAUUCUCCAAUCUCAAGUCAUUGAUUUCUAACUCGUAUUUCGACGGUUCUUAUGUCUUCAAGAUAUCUCGGAAGAAAGAUAAUGACACGCGUAAUACAAUACGACACGCUUAUUUCUUCUUUGGUAUUUCAACUUUAUAUUCGAAUUAUUCGUUUCUCUUUUAUUUUCCAAGUACAGUAGGACCCCCUAUAACACGGAAGAUACGUUCUGUGUUAUAUGAGACUUAAAGCGUAAAAAGUUAAAAUUAAAUAAAAAGUUUUUUGUUUAAUAUAAUAGAAGGUAAUAUGUCUUUUAGUUUAUUUUGAAGCAGUGAAGUUUUCUUCACUAUAUGUAUGGAACGUAACUUAAAAUAAAAGUGUAAGUGAAGUUAAAAUUUUAUCACUCUCAGAAUCACUUAAAAUUAAUUUCGACAUCACUUUUUGAAUAUUAGUAGCUUUUUCGUCGGUUAAAUUUUCUUUAAUGUCAGUAUUUGUAUUUUCUUUAUUGUAAACGUUUUUUCUCUUUCCUUAAAAAGUAUUUCAUUUCGCUUUCAUUGUUAUUUUCUAAGUUAUGUUAUACAAGGGCGGUAGCAUUUUUUUUAUCACUUUAUAUGGUGUCCUACUGUUUUUGGUUCUUCUAACGAAUCUUUCUUUCAUGAUAUCGAUUCAACAUCGAAUUUAGAUAACAUUUAAAGAAUUCGUAGAGUGUAUCAACGUGUGAUUCGCAGAAAUAAAUCAAAUGUAACGCGAACAACUUUAUUUUUUGCUGACGCGGUAAAAAUCCAAUGAAGGUUUAAACAGGGGCAAGGGUGGGAGAAAGAAAAAUCAAAGAAAGUCUCCUUUUACUGUUACUUGCGAUUCGUCGCGAAAUGUUGUCUAAAAAGGAACCAAUCUCCAUGUAAUAUGUAUCUCUACGUAUUAAUAUAUAUAUAUAUAUAUAUACUUAUAAUCGCUAUUGUUUUUCUUUUUCCAAGUUAUUUUAUUUGAUGAUACGAAGCUAACAAAGAAAAUGUGUAUGUAUGCGUGCGUGUGAACGAUGCUUACGAGACGUUUCUUUCGAGUCCUCAAGGUCGUUGCUUGAAUUUAACUCGGCAAAUCGAUUACAAAACCGACUUUGCGUUUACGCUCGUGUUUUCCGUGUGUAAUCGAAACUCGUAGCGCCGCGAACGAGUGGUAUCGUAAACAUCGGUGUGUCUCUAUUAUUAAAGUCGUCUAUUAUUUAUUAAACGACGUUUUUAAAAUUCGGAAAAGAAGAAAAGGAAACUUGUAUAUCGGAUUAAAAAUGAAAAUGAAACGGAGUUCCAUUACGUUUGUCUUAAUACGUUUUUCUAUGCAUUGAACAAUAGAUGUUAUUUACGCUUCGUACAGUUAAACUUUCGCUGCCGAGCGUCCAGUGUUCAAACUAAGCUCAUGUCACGAAUUCGACUUCUACAGUAAACCAUGAAGAGGUUAUUUAGUUCUCAACAUCUUCUCAAUAGAAUGCGGAUUUUCAUGGAAGUUUAUGAAAAAUUAAAAUAAUAGAUGUUUGACAGAAAUUUGUUUCACUCACUAAGUAUUAGAUAUGACGAUUAAUUAUACUUUGGAUGCCUUAUGUAUUUUUACAUAUCACAUGAAUUAUAUGCAUUUUGACAUCUCCAAACUUUCUAUGAGUGCACAAACAUCCGCAAUCUACUUGUCAGUAUGUAAUUAUUUUUUGUAGUCGAAAAAAUAUUACAAAAUAUGUCAAACGAUACUCAGGGAGCUGUAUCGUAGCGAGAGACUCAACUCUUUUGGCGUUAUAAUAUGUAAGGUACAAAACGAUUGGACGUGUCUCGAUGCAAGAGACAUUAUUGUAUUCGUUGUCCAUAUCUACCAAACGCCAAUGGGCGUUUACUGCACGCGCCGAUCGGCUCGAAAUUCUUGCCUCCCGCGAACCGUUACGAGAACGCGCGUUUCGGCACCGAGAGAGUCUAUGAACCUAAUGGAACGCCGUGGAAAGUGAAUCGAUACGAAUAGUGGAAGAUGCAAAAGAGCUGUGUAACUCAAAGUCGAUCUUAACACGUUAACUGCCACGGUGGUCAUCGGUGAUCCACAUUUUACUAAACUUUUUAGAAUGAUUAAGAUAAGAUAAGAUGGAUUAGCAAAUUUUCAACAAUGUGAAUGAUUUAGAUAACAUUAUCAGAAAAAGGUACACAAUUAAAAUAUAUGUAAUAUUUUUCAAAAAUUGAAUGUUAUGAUUAGACCGGAUUUUUAUGCAAAUUUAUAUUUUUGAGAAUAGAAUUAAAAAAGUAAAAGCUCGGUAGAAAAUUGUUUUACCUACAAAGUAUUAUAGAAAACACUAUACUUUGGACAUUUUAUAUAUUUUUUCAUGUUAUAUACAUUUUGUGCAGUUUUGAACUUUCAAAUUUCUUAUAGGUAAACGCAUAAAAAUUCACAAUUAUGUUGUAUAUAGGUGUAAUUAUGGUGUGUUACAGCUCCCAACUUAAAAUACAAUAUAAAAUUCGCAUGGUAGUCAACGUGUUAAUCCAGUCAACAAAGCAUUUUUAACGGAUAGUGCAUUGAACUUGUUCGAUGCGCCAUUAUUCGUGAGACACGAAUCACAUAAAUAGGAAGAGAAUUUUUCAUUGCAACAUUUUGUUGUUGAUAUCGUAUAAACGUUGCAAAAUGAAGUUCGCUGUCCUCGACCUUUCGCGGUCCUACUUCUCUGUUUUUUGCACGUGAAAAACUCGUUUCCGCUGUAGUUCACAUGGCAAUGUGAGAAACAGAAAAAGGAAAACAAGACGAAAACCCAUCGUGCCUCACGGUUACCUUACGAGCGUAAUAUAGAAGGAAAGUGUAUAGGAUAGGCACGCUUGUUUGGAGUAAUUAAUACCCAGGUACAUGUAUUCCGACUAUCGAUGUGUAUAUAAAUAUAUAUAUGUAGCCGCGGAACGUUCGCGAAGCCGACUAUACAUUCGUCGGUAUUCAACGUGGUACCUGAUUUUGUAACAUUCUCUUCUUCGUGCGAUCAACUUAGUGGCAAAGUAGGCGGGAUUAUUAUUGGACAACGGAAAAGUCGACACACAUCUCGACAUGUAUACAGUAGCAUACCAUAUUUGAACAUUUAGUAUAGAAAACUUUUAUGUACAUGCUAUGUCUGUUACAUGAAACAUUUUCAAAUUUCAUUAUCACUGUAAUGAAACACAACUGUCAUGAUUGUAUUGGUAAAAUUAUUGAAAUCAAUCUGAAAAUGCUUAUAAAAGUUACAAAAUAUCCAUUAAUUUAAAUAAUACAUUAAAUAUUACCAAAAUAAUACUGAAAUUGUUUGUUUAAGUACCUUAUGACCUUUACGAAAUAUGUAUAUACUUGUAGGUUUUGUGCAUAUUUUCAGAUUUGUUUUAUGCUUUACCAAUAUGGUCAUAGUAAUCGGACCUCGUUACAGUAAUGAAAUUUCAGAAUACUUCAUACAUACAUAACGUAUUCAUAAAAGGUUUCUACAAGUGAACUAUUAUAAGCAUAUACAUAUUAUAUUAUAUUAUAUGUAGAGAUACCCGCACACGAACUACAUAUAUGUAGAUAUCACACACGCGCGCGCGCGCGCGCGCGCCCACACACACACACACACACACACGUACGCGCAUAUGUGUUCACCGUAUUAUCUGUUUUUCCAUUUACGUAUUCCGGUAAAACCACUUCAAAGAUGCAUACGAAUUAGGGAAGCCGGGCAAUAAACAAAUAUCGAAAUAUCAACUAUAUAAAUAUAAAUUUAUAUGUAUAUCUUUACUUGAAAAAUAUUUUCUUUUUGAAGAAAAUUUCUUUUUUAGAUAUUCAACAUUUUUUAUAAUAUCAUUAAAAUGGUGAAAGAUUCCGAUUUUUGUCGAAUUCUCCGCUUGCCUGUAUGUCUGUCCCACUCCUGUUGAGUGACAUAGAAUGAUGAUAAAGUAAUUCGCAUACGGUACGUUCCUUUUUGAAAAUACGUACUUUUAUUCCUCGAUCCGUUUUGUAAUCUGUUGCAGCGAAGUAUGUGUAUUUGUAAAUACUCGUGUAUUGCGCCUGUUGUCCUUCCGAUCAAGCUACAACGCCAACUUUUCCUAUCAUUCGUGACAGAAGAGUUCCCAUCUUCAUGUUUCUGAAAGUGUACCUUUCUUUCACUGAAAAGGUAUAUUUCGAGGAGAAGAACAGGAACUGGUCGUUGGAACAUUUGUCACGAACGAUUUGAGAAUCGAUCAUUUGUAACGCAGCUGUAAUUGUCCACGAUCAUUAACGACUACCCAUUUGUGUUCUACCCAUCUUUUUCUUUCGUACGUGGACUACAUAACCUCCGAACAAGCAUUUGUAACAUGCAAAACCGUUAAUAUCGUCGCGUAAAAGAAAAGAAAACAAACAAAUAUCAGUAUUCUUUCAACUUCAACAUCCCGUAGAAUUGUACGCCGGUCUAUGAUUUAUACACUACUUCUUUGAUUAUAGAAAUCAAAUGUUUUCGCAAGUAUCAAUCAAUUUUUAAAAAUGUAUCGAUCGAUUAAUAAAUUAUGCAUGGCAUAAAGCGA